AUGUCCCACAUCCACCACCAAGGCCCUAUAUGGAGUGAAAGCAAAUUGCCAGAUGACAGCACCACAGUUUUUCCUCAAGUGUACGAACAGAGAAAUGACAUUUCGUCGAAAGUUCUGGUUAUUGGUGAUGACUACAGCCUUGAUCUAGUUAAAGCUUCGGUGUUGUCCGACCCUGUUUUGCUCCGUGUUGUCACAGAGUCCGGAGUUGAGCAGAGAUACGUUGAUGGGCCGUAUCACGAAAGGAACCUGUACCAGGACACUGGCAAGCAAGCAUCGUUAAUUCUGAAACCUCUGAGAGAUGGGCAUUACCACGUAGUAAGUACGGCUCAUGCACCUUUCUAUCCCGGCCAAGUGAGGGUCAGUCUACGAAUGCAGCAACUCGAUACUCCAGGGUUCAUAGCACUCAUUGCCAUCGAGAUGUCCGCAACUGUAAAUUGCUGA
Molecule: messenger RNA, 441 nt
Organism: Dermacentor andersoni
Lineage: Eukaryota; Metazoa; Arthropoda; Arachnida; Ixodida; Ixodidae
Source: RefSeq, a predicted model, not a curated record